This is a messenger RNA of Acanthocheilonema viteae, 222 nucleotides long. The record is from the annotation of a GenBank genome assembly. NCBI's taxonomy places the organism in Eukaryota, Metazoa, Nematoda, Chromadorea, Rhabditida, Onchocercidae.
AUGAUUGUUAAUAGUAAAAUUUUUCAGGAAGGUGAUAUAGGUGGUGAUAAUGGUAAUGGCGGUGGUGAGGAUACAUUAAGUGGCAGUGAAAAUAGUAAAAGGUGUAAAAGAGAAGGUGAAUAUAAAUCACUUGAAAAAAUUCCCCUACCAUCACUGUAUCGUCAGGAUGAAACAACCGCAUUUACAACAGCUGUAUCAUCACAACGAGAAAAUUACAUUGAA